UUUAAGCUGCUGUAUCAGUUUACAUAAUCGAAGUGGUUUGCAAGACCGGCUAUUGUUAUCUCGACCACUGUACAAACAAGAUGUCAUUCAUUAGAAUGAUCCGGUUUUCUAUUUUGAGGCGUUUUUCCUCUACGGCAGUUAAACCGUUUGAUCAAAUGCCAGGCCCUAAAAGGGUGCCUUUGUUAGGAACAUUAUGGAAAUAUUUUCCUUAUAUAGGGGAUUAUGACUUUAACAAGUUGACUGAUGUUGGAUUUAUGAAACUCAAACAAUACGGUAGUGUUGUACGUGAAGAGUUCGGCUCAGGAAUUUUCAUCGUUAACGUUUUCGAACCCGAAGACAUUGAAAUGGUGUACAAAAAUGAAGGAAAGUUUCCAUCGAGACGAAGUCACCUUGCCUUGCAGCACUAUAGGGAAGCCAGGCCUCACUUAUACAAUACGGGCGGCUUGCUCCCUGUGAAUGGCAGUGAGUGGUGGAGGAUAAGGAGCAACUUCCAAAAAUCCUUGAGCAAAAUCAAAGCAGUCAGAGCAUUAAUACCCAAAAAUGAAGAGAUUUUUGAUGAAUUUUUCGAUAAGUUUGUAAAGCCUGGAGUACCUAAUAACAAUUUUCUCAGCGAAAUAUCUCGUCUCAAUAUUGAAUUAACGUGGAUGCUGUUGUUUGGGGAACGACUUGGUGCUUUUGAGGACAAAAAUUUGCAUCCAGACUCAAUUCCUUCUCGUUUAAUGUCAAAAGCUGAACUAGUAAACCAUAUCAUUAUUGCAACAGACAGUACUGAAACUUUUUGGAAAAUAGUUAAAACAAAACCUUACAAGCAAAUGGAGGAGGCUUUUGAUUUUAUUGAAAAGACAAUUUAUCCUCAAUUGAAGAAAACUCAUGAUCGUGUUAUGAAUAAAAAAUGUGAUGUAAAUGAGGAAAAAUGUUUAAUUGAACAAUAUUUUGAAAACCCUGCUAUUGACUUUAAAGAUGUUUUCGGGAUGGUAGUUGAUUUAAUUCUUGGCGGAGUUGACACUACUUCAUAUACAUCCAGCUUUAUUGUUUACCAUCUAGCCAAUAACGAAAGAGCACAAAGGAGGUUAAACGAAGAAGCUUCUAGGCUAUGUAAUAAUUCUCCAAUCACAUCAGAAAUUUUAAAUGAGGCUAACUAUGCACGUGCUGUCCUUAAGGAAAGUCUGAGGCUCAAUCCGAUUGCAAUUGGUAUCAGUAGAAUCCUUGACAAUGAUACAAUUCUCGGAGGGUUCUUGGUUCCAAGAGAGACAGUAGUUUUUACACAGAAUUGGGUUGCGUGCCGGCAGGAAAAACAUUUUAAAAAUGCAAAUUCUUUUAUUCCUGAACGUUGGGUAAAAGGAUCUGAGGAGUACACAUUUGUGUCACCAUUCCUCAUUUUACCGUUCAGCCAUGGAACCAGGACAUGCAUCGCUAGAAGACUCGCAGAACAGAACUUACUGACAUUUAUACUAAAGAUUGGUAAUAAAUAUAACUUAAAAUGGCUGGGUGCAAAGCUUGGAGUUGUGACACCACUUAUUUGCAAGCCUGACAGCCCUGUACAAGUAUUAUUUACAACGAAAAAUGGACAAUCAUAACCAGGAAAUAAGAGACCCAAUUGAUUUAAAUGAUCUUAUAAUAGAAAAUAUUUAUUAUUAUUACCUAUGUUUAGAUUUUUAAAAAAUUAAUUCUUUCACCUUGAAUUUCAAAAAUUAUUUUAAUACUUCCAUUAAAUCAGUGUGGAUUUUUUAAUGUUUACAUUUUUAUCAAUACUGACAAACAAGUAAUUAAUCGUUUAUUAAAAUGAUAUGUAAAUGAAUUGGGAUUCAAGGUUAAAAAAGAGUGAAUUAAAAAAUUAAAAAUUCUUUUAUUUAUAAAAUAUAGAUUAAAAUACCAAAAUGAGAACUUUGUACAGAUUUUAUGUAAUAAAAGUUUGCACAGUAGA
Messenger RNA from Cimex lectularius (bed bug), 1924 nucleotides. It is a transcript of the gene dib, whose product is annotated as cytochrome P450 302a1, mitochondrial. NCBI's taxonomy places the organism in Eukaryota, Metazoa, Arthropoda, Insecta, Hemiptera, Cimicidae. The coding region runs from base 81 to 1577 and encodes 498 amino acids. The record is from RefSeq and is a predicted model, not a curated record. The transcript is spliced from 8 exons. Gene Ontology annotation, molecular function: heme binding; iron ion binding; monooxygenase activity.